Molecule: messenger RNA, 2307 nt
Organism: Acanthochromis polyacanthus (spiny chromis)
Lineage: Eukaryota; Metazoa; Chordata; Actinopteri; Pomacentridae
Gene: adamtsl7
Product: ADAMTS-like 7
Exons: 8
Coding region: 1-1440 (479 amino acids)
Biological process (GO): extracellular matrix organization
Cellular component (GO): extracellular matrix
Molecular function (GO): metalloendopeptidase activity
Source: RefSeq, a predicted model, not a curated record
AUGACAAACACUGGAGUGAUAGACGAACAUGGGAAUUUUCCAGCUCUGCAAACCCAAAGUGGCGUCUCCAUCAUCAAUGGAAACUGGGUGAUCGACAGGCCUGGCAUCUACACUGCUCUGGGAACUCAGCUGACAUACCGACGACCAAAUGAGAUCCGCUCUCGCAACGGAGAGUCCAUCACUGCACCAGGACCGCUGACCGAGGACCUGCAUGUUUAUGUGUUCUGGGAGUGUGUUGAGCAGGAUUCCAAGGCGACUGUUCCUGCUGACCUUUGCGAUCCCUCCACUGAACCAACAAACCGGGAGGAGGACUGCAACAUCCAGUCCUGCCCUGCAUACUGGGAUGUGGGGGAGUGGUCCGAGUGCAGCAGGAGGUGUGGGCCUGGCACUCAGCAUCGCCAGGCCAUCUGCCGCCAGGUCACCCACGUCCAAGUCAACGGGACGGAGACUGCGGUUACCGUGACACCGGUGCUGUGCGGGUCGACCGAUAGACCGGUGACCAAGUCGACAUGUCAGCUGAAGAUCUGCAGUCAGUGGGAGAUAAGAUCUGAGUGGAGCCCUGUGAGAAAAAGCACACACAUGUCAUUAUUACUAGCACACAACUACACUGUUUGCUCAGUGCCAUGUGGAGUGGGCCAGCGCAGCAGGGAGGUGGUGUGUGUGAGCAACCUGGGUGAUGUGGAUGACGACCAGGAGUGUAACAUGAACCUAAAGCCUGACACUCUACAAAACUGUGAUAUGGGAGCCUGUGCACGCAGCUGGUUCACCUCCCUCUGGAGCCAGCGGUGCUCUGCAGAGUGUGGUAAAGGCAAUCAUACCAGGUCGGUAGUUUGCCUGAUGGAUCACGUGACGGAUCUCCCACUGGACAGCUGUGAAGGGGAACGCCCACCAGAGGGGACGUUAUGUGACUCAGGCCCCUGCCAAAACCGGCUGGAGUGGUAUACAGGACCGUGGGGUCAGUGUUCGACAGAGUGCGGGACUGGCACACAGACCCGGAGUCUGGCUUGCAUUUUCAUCAACGAUGGUCAAAUGGAAGUUGUGGACCAGUUGAAAUGUUCCACCCUGGCUCAGCCAAUCACAGCUCAGCUGUGCAUAUUGAAGCCGUGUGGCGUCCAGUGGUACAUCACAGAGUGGAGUUCGUGUUCACGCUCCUGCAGCGGAGGCUACCGUGUACGUGAGGUUCGUUGUCUAACUGACAACAUUGUCCCAAGCGAUCGCUGUGACCCCAAUUCGAUGCCGGAGAGUCGAGAAGAAUGCAACAAACAACCCUGUCUAGCAGAAAUAGAUCCAUCAUGCAGCGAUCAGUAUCAUAACUGCGUGGUGGUGGUUCAAGCCCGACUCUGCAUUUAUCCGUACUACAGGAGCGUCUGCUGCGCCUCCUGCUCUCGUGCUGAGAAAACACACCCCAACUCAUUUCAGAAAAACUACAUCCGCAGGUGAUACUGUCCCAGAAAGGUUAAAUUCACUUCAGGUCAUUCCUGGGAAAAAACAGUACUGUGAUGUUGACAGCUAGCGUUAUCUGGAGGGUGCCUCAGUGUGAGAAUGUAGACUGUGAUUUUAUAUUUAGUCAGCCAGCCUGCCACUGAUACAUGAACUGGGAAAUCAGCUACUUGUUUCUGUUAAGCCACAGAAUAAAUACUGUUAUUCAACUGAGAUCUUAGUGCAUCGGACACCAAACUGUACAAAAACCUCAUGACAACACAUGCACCCACACAAACUUUUAUGGGAAUUUCAUUAUGAUCAAAUCUAGAUUUCCGUUAAUAUUGUACCUUUAAACUGGACUGGUCACACUGGGUGAUGUACUUCUAUAUUUAUUCUUAAUAAAGGCUGUAUAACGUCUGGUAUUCCGCUGUAUUUCGUAGUACUACAGAGGUUACAGAAAACAUUUAACUGUUUGCAUGUUACUUGCUGUCUCAACCCUCCACUGAUCACAACAAGCACAAAGUAUUUUCUCAGUUUUAGUUUCAAUUUGUAAAGAAAAAAAAUCUUAUAAAAGUAAUGAAUUAUCCAAAAACAUCUCUGCUCUUUCAGAUAUGUUAAAUUCAAACCUAUUGUACCUGCUGUAGUCUCAGGAACCAGUGGUUUCAAGUUCUGUAAUUGAAUGAGGAGACACUUUAAUAGAUAGACUGACCGGCAAAGUACAUGAUCAUAAAGAGAACAUUAAAGAUCAGUUGGUUGCAGUUGUGGUAUUACUUAAGCACACCACCAAAGUUUGUAUUUAAAACUGGAUUAAAUGCUUGUUAAAAUAAAUGCAUGCAAAGUCUACAACUGCACUUAUUUAUGUGCUGUAACAUCAAAACAGAUUCA